Molecule: messenger RNA, 1578 nt
Organism: Fulvia fulva
Lineage: Eukaryota; Fungi; Ascomycota; Dothideomycetes; Mycosphaerellales; Mycosphaerellaceae
Product: Mannosyl-oligosaccharide alpha-1,2-mannosidase
Exons: 3
Coding region: 1-1578 (525 amino acids)
Biological process (GO): N-glycan processing; carbohydrate metabolic process
Cellular component (GO): Golgi membrane; endoplasmic reticulum
Molecular function (GO): calcium ion binding; mannosyl-oligosaccharide 1,2-alpha-mannosidase activity
Source: RefSeq, a predicted model, not a curated record
AUGCGAUCCCUUUCCAUCAUCGCUGCAGCGACUGCUGUAGCAGCAUUUCCUCAACAGUACCAGCAACCUCCUACCCACGGCGGCGGCAACGAUGGAAAGCCCAGCUAUGUAGGGACCGGAGAGUCAGCACAAGAACGCCAGGAACGCUCCGCAGCCGUAAAGGAAAUGUUCGAGUUCGCCUGGAACGGCUACUACAGAUACGCAUUUCCCAACGACGAGUUACAGCCUGUGAACAACAGCUUCAGCAACUCCCGUAAUGGAUGGGGUGCUUCGGCUGCUGAUGCACUUUCUACUGCGUUGGUUAUGGAGAGUGGCGAGAUUGUCAAUCAGAUUGUGAACUAUGUUCCAAGUAUUGACUGGAGUGUGAGCAAAGAUGAUGAGGCAGUGAGCUUGUUUGAGACGACGAUCAGAUACCUUGGUGGAUUGCUUUCUGGAUAUGAUCUUCUGACGGGGCCACUCAAGGAGCUGGUCGAUGAUGAGAGUAAAGUGCAGGCUUUACUGGACCAGGCACAGAACCUUGCGAACAACCUCAGCUAUGCUUUUGAUACGCCUACUGGUAUUCCCCACAACAACUUGAUCUUCAGCAACCGCAGCAAUACUGGAGAUACCACCAACGGUCUUGCUACGAUCGGUACUCUGGUUCUUGAGUGGACCCGACUUUCAGAUUUGACUGGUGACGAGACAUAUGGACAGCUCGCACAAAGGGGAGAGAGCUACCUCCUCAACCCACAGCCAUUGCCCUUUGCUGAACCCUUCCCUGGAAUGGUUGGCACGAACGUAGCAAUCGACAACGGAUCCUUUGUUGAUAACUCUGGAGGCUGGAACGGCGGCGAUGACAGUUUCUACGAGUAUUUAAUCAAGAUGUUCGUCUACGAUACGAGCAGGUUUGCUGAGUACAGAGAUCGCUGGAUCCUCGCAGCCGAUAGCAGCAUCCAAUACCUUGCCUCGCACCCCUCCUCUCGUCCCGAUCUAACGUUCCUCGCCGCAUACAAAGGCACCACGACCAUCAAUAGCUCACAGCAUCUGGCAUGCUUCGACGGUGGCAACUACCUCCUCGGUGGUAUCGUCCUGAAAGAGCAGAAGUACACAGACUUCGGCCUUCAGCUGGUCGACUCGUGCGAGGACACCUACAGUCAGACCUUGACCGGCAUCGGCCCAGAGUCUUUCUCAUGGAACACGACUACUCUGCCGGCUAACCAGACGGAGUUCUACGAGAGGGCAGGAUUCUGGAUUACUAAUGGAAACUACAUCUUGAGGCCUGAGGUUAUUGAGAGCUUUUAUUACGCAUACCGUGUUACUGGCGACCGGAAGUAUCAGGAUUAUGCAUGGAGUGCUAUCCAGGCUAUCAACGCUACCACGAGAGUUGGCUCUGGAUUCAGCAGCAUUAACGAUGUGAAUGAGGCUGGAGGAGGAGGUUUCAUGAACUUCCAGGAAUCAUUUUGGUUCGCGGAGGUGCUGAAGUAUUCAUACCUGAUUCACGCUGAGGAUGCAGAGUGGCAGGUGAACUACGAAGGCAAGAACGAGUUUGUUUACAACACUGAGGCGCAUCCCAUGAAGGUUGCUGGCACGCCCAUAUAG